Molecule: messenger RNA, 2118 nt
Organism: Erigeron canadensis
Lineage: Eukaryota; Viridiplantae; Streptophyta; Magnoliopsida; Asterales; Asteraceae
Product: inactive leucine-rich repeat receptor-like serine/threonine-protein kinase At1g60630
Exons: 2
Coding region: 1-1935 (644 amino acids)
Biological process (GO): protein phosphorylation
Molecular function (GO): ATP binding; protein kinase activity; protein binding
Source: RefSeq, a predicted model, not a curated record
AUGUUAUCCAAAGCUACUUACUUCCUUCUAUUUUCUAUAUUCUCACAAUGUGUAUUAGCUAGUGACAGAGAAACACUUUUGAGCUUAAAAACAUCGAUCGACCCAUCGAAUUCGUUACGAUGGAAAGGAAAUGAUUUUUGCAAAUGGGAAGGUGUUAAACAAUGCUUGAAAAACAAAUUAUCAAAACUUGUUCUUGAAAGUAAAAACUUAAGUGGCACAUUGGAUCCUAAUGUACUAAACCAAUUGGAUCAAAUUCGAGUCUUGAGCUUCAAAAAUAACUCGAUUUCGGGUCAAAUUCCUAAUCUUUUCAACUUAACCAAUCUUAAAUCACUCUAUCUUUCUUACAACAACUUUUCGGGUGAGUUUCCGGUGUCUCUUACAACCCUUCACCGCCUCAAAACCAUCGUUCUCUCCGGUAACCAACUUUCCGGCAACAUUCCAAAUUCAAUACUCAAUCUACAAAGAUUACAUAUUUUUUACUUGGAUGACAAUAAGUUCGCCGGAAUUAUCCCACCCUUUAACCAAACAAGCUUGAAAUACUUAAACUUGUCGGAAAACCAACUUACCGGUGUAAUUCCGGCCACCGGAACUUUAUUAAGGUUCAACUCAACUUCAUUUUCAGGUAAUGUUGACUUAUGCGGUGAAAGCUUCCAUCUUUCAUGUGGGGUUUCUCCGGUGACCGGAUCGCCAGCUCCUGCUAUAACUCCGAUGGCCGGAAAAUACUACCACCGGCGCCGGGUAACCAAGAUUAUAACAAUAAUAGCUGGUUUCGUUGGUGGUUUUUCAUUAUUAUGUGUUGUAAUCACAUUAUUUGUACUAAUCUUGAAAAAUGGAGUGAAAAAGAAUAAAAUUUCAGUCGCCGGAGAAAAAGUAAGUACGGCGAAGUCAGCGGUGGUUGACGGCGGCGCCGGAACCAGAGAUGGGUUUUCACCGGGAGGUGGUGGUGGUGAUGAUGGGACGGGGGUGUUGGUGUUUACCGGCGGUGGAGGUGCGGCGGAGAUGAGUUACAGGUUGGAUGAUUUAUUGAAAGCUUCAGCUGAGACACUUGGCAGAGGUACAGUGGGGAGUACAUACAAGGCUGUGAUGGAAACUGGGUUUAUAGUUACGGUGAAAAGGCUGAUAGAUGCCACGUGGACGAAUAAAGAUGAGUUUUGUAGACACGUGGAGGUCAUCGGUAGGUUGAGGCACAAGAAUUUGGUGCCAAUCAGGGCUUAUUUGAUGGCUAGAGGGGAAAGGUUGGUGGUGUAUGAUUAUUUCCCAAAUGGCAGCCUUUUUACACUUAUUCAUGGAUCCAAGACAUCGGGUCGUGGCAAACCGCUUCACUGGACUUCUUGCCUGAAAAUCGCGGAGGAUUUAGCUAGUGGACUUCUCCAUAUCCACCAAAAACCUGGCCUCGCCCAUGGUAAUAUAAAGUCAUCCAACGUUCUUUUGGGAUCCGAUUUUGAGUCUUGUUUCACUGAUUACGGGCUCAUCAAGUUCAAAAACCCAAACUCUAUUGAAGAAUCAAGUGAUGUCUCUCUCUUUUACCGUGCCCCAGAAUGCCGUGACUUCCAACAGCCAGUCUCUCAGAAAGCUGAUGUCUACAGUUUUGGUGUUCUACUCUUGGAGCUCCUAACUGGGAAAACUCCGUCUCAAGACCUUGUUUUGGACCACGGUGCAGACCUCCCUACCUGGGUCAAGUCCAUAAGGGAAGAAGAAAGCGAGUCUGGUGGUGAACCUGUGUCUUCUGGGAAACUUGCUGCUCUGCUGAGCAUUGCAUUGGCUUGUGUAUCGAUGAUUCCUGAGAAUAGACCUGUGAUGCAGGAGGUGUUGAGGAUGAUCAAGGAAACGAGAAUGGAACAACCUCAUGUCUCUUCUAAUAGCAGUGAUCAUUCACCGGGAAGAUGGUCGGAUACAGUUCAAAGCGUGCCAAGAGACGACCACUUAAGCAUAUGAUUAUUAGGGGUAGUUUCAACAAUUGUUAGGCAACUGCACUUUUCAAGGAACUGGAUAAAUGUACUUGUGGCAUCCUCAUAUUCUAAAAUGUGGUGGUUUUCAGUGUUAUGUUCACAAAAAUAAAAUGCACACCAAGAGCAGUUGUGGCAUUUUAACCAUUCAUUUUGGAUCGAUAUAAAGAGA